UUUCAAUCAAUAACUCUAAAUUAGUAUUUAUUAUAGUUGCUGCAGUAAAUCAAACAUUGUACAGUUUCAGAACUGAAUGGCUCAGAAGCGUUAAAAGGAAAAAGAGACUCUCUCUCCCCUAAUCUCCUCUCACAUGGUCAUCAAAAGCCAAAGCCAAAAAAACAAAGAACCCAGAAACCUAGAAGACAGACACAAAAAUUAAAGCUUUACUGAGCCACCAAGCAACCAAUUACACAAACUCAAAAACCCAUAAGACCAAAAAACUCCCACAAAGAUUCCAUCUUUCAAUAUCUCUACAAUGAGAAAGCCAAUGCUUUGAUUUUUCCCCCAAUCUUUCUUCCAACAAACCUCAAAAGCAAACCACCAAAAUAAUCCACACAGAAAAAAAUGGGUCUUUCAAUCUCAUUCCUCAACAUCAUCUUGAUGAUGUCUCUGCUGUUUGCAGAUCUCAAUGUCGUAGUAGAAUCUGCAACAACGGAAUACACAACCUUAAUCUACAAAGGAUGUGCAAGACAGCAAUUCUCAGAUCCAUCUGGUUUAUACUCACAAGCUCUCUCUGCUAUGUUCGGCUCAUUGGUCUCGCAGUCUACUAAAACCAGAUUCUACAAGACCACAACAGGAACAAGCACAACUACAAUCACUGGUCUGUUCCAGUGCAGAGGAGAUUUAAGCAACCAUGACUGUUACAACUGUGUUAGUCGUCUUCCUGUUCUCUCCGACAAGCUCUGUGGCAAAACCAUUGCUUCAAGAGUUCAACUUUCCGGCUGUUAUCUUCUCUAUGAAGUUGCUGGCUUUUCUCAAAUUUCAGGGAUGGAGAUGUUGUUCAAGACUUGCGGGAAGAGCAACAUCGCCGGAACAGGGUUCGAAGAGAGAAGAGAUACGGCGUUUGGGGUGAUGCAAAACGGCGUAGUAUCAGGUCAUGGAUUCUACGCUACUACGUACGAAUCUGUCUACGUUUUAGGACAAUGCGAAGGCGAUGUCGGAGACACCGAUUGCAGCGGAUGCAUAAAGAACGCACUCGAGAAAGCUCAGGUGGAAUGUGGAAGCUCAAUCUCCGGUCAGAUUUACCUCCAUAAGUGUUUCAUCGCUUAUAGUUAUUACCCAAAUGGUGUCCCCAGAAGAUCUUCUUCUUCUUCAUCUUCGUCUUCUUCCUCUAGCUCGGGCUCUUCAAAUUCAGAUCCUUCGUCUUCUACAGGAGCAACAGGGAAGACGGUGGCAAUAAUAGUAGGAGGAGCAGCUGGUGUUGGCUUUCUUGUCAUUUGCUUGCUUUUUGCCAAAAACUUGAUGAGGAAGAAACAUGACGACUAUUGAAAGUUGGAGGGGAAGAGAACAAAAGGAGUCCAAUCCCUCAUAAGAGAGGCACAAGUUUAAUUUUUAUUUCUUUGAGGCUAUUAAUUCCCAAGUCCAAACUUUUAAACUUCCAUAAAAAAAUUGUUAUUAUAUUAUAUUUUCUUUGUAUUAGUUCAGAUUAUUGGGAGGUAGGAAUUUCUUCUGGUGGAUGGAAAAAUGUGAACAAAAAAGAAUUUUGUUUUUCUCAAUCGAUUACACUAACUAUUCCAA
Arabidopsis lyrata subsp. lyrata is the source of this 1560-nucleotide messenger RNA. RefSeq names its product cysteine-rich repeat secretory protein 3. The transcript is spliced from 4 exons. Gene Ontology annotation, biological process: transport of virus in multicellular host; plasmodesmata-mediated intercellular transport. NCBI's taxonomy places the organism in Eukaryota, Viridiplantae, Streptophyta, Magnoliopsida, Brassicales, Brassicaceae. Gene Ontology annotation, cellular component: plasmodesma. The record is from RefSeq and is a predicted model, not a curated record. Bases 388 to 1311 code for a protein of 307 amino acids.